Messenger RNA from Vairimorpha ceranae, 216 nucleotides. RefSeq lists its product as hypothetical. The record is from RefSeq and is a predicted model, not a curated record. Lineage: Eukaryota; Fungi; Microsporidia; Nosematidae. The coding region runs from base 1 to 216 and encodes 71 amino acids. The transcript has a single exon.
AUGGGUCCCUUAAUGUUUUUCAGGAUGAAACACAAGUACAUACCAAAGCAGAAUAGAACCUCCGGCCAUUUGAAUUCAUCCAAUAAUGAUCAAUCUAAGCGCGUAUUCAAUAGACCCUAUCUAGUGCUAAGAUCCUAUUUUCAUCAGCAAGAAAGUGUAAUAGAGAACUUUGUGUCCACUAGCCAGCUCCCUGUCAAUAUUUUCACACAUCUAUAA